This is a messenger RNA of Castor canadensis (American beaver), 7158 nucleotides long. RefSeq names its product general transcription factor IIIC subunit 1 (gene Gtf3c1). Gene Ontology annotation, biological process: 5S class rRNA transcription by RNA polymerase III; transcription initiation at RNA polymerase III promoter. Gene Ontology annotation, cellular component: transcription factor TFIIIC complex. Lineage: Eukaryota; Metazoa; Chordata; Mammalia; Rodentia; Castoridae. The record is from RefSeq and is a predicted model, not a curated record. Gene Ontology annotation, molecular function: DNA binding.
GACGCUGGGCGGCAAGGUGCGCAGGCGCCCCAGGCGCUACCAACUGAAGCAGCAAUGGACGCGCUGGAGUCGUUGUUGGACGAAGUGGCCCUUGAGGGGCUGGAUGGCUUGUGUUUGCCGGCGCUUUGGAGCCGUCUGGAGUCCCGAGUGCCUCCCUUCCCGCUGCCGCUGGAGCCCUACACGCAAGAGUUUCUGUGGCGGGCCCUGGCCACGCACCCGGGCAUCAGCUUCUAUGAGGAGCCUCGGGAGCGACCCGACCUCCAGCUCCAGGACCGGUAUGAAGAGAUUGAUUUGGAAACUGGAAUUUUGGAGUCCAGAAGGGAUCCAGUCCCUUUGGAGGAUGUCUACCCCAUUCACAUGAUCUUGGAGAACAAGGAUGGCAUCCAGGGCUCGUGCCGGUACUUUAAGGAGAGGAAGAACAUCACCAAUAACAUCAGGACCAAGUCUUUGCAGCCACGUUGUACGAUGGCCGAAGCCUUUGACAGGUGGGGCAAGAAGCUGAUCGUCGUUGCCUCCCAGGACAUGCGCUACAGGGCCUUGAUAGGACCCGAGGGGGACCCUGACCUCAAGCUCCCUGACUUCUCCUACUGCAUUUUGGAGCGAUUAGGCCGGUCCAGGUGGCAAGGGGAGCUGCAGCGGGACCUUCACACCACUGCUUUCAAGGUCGAUGCUGGGAAGCUUCAUUAUCACAGGAAAAUCUUGAACAAGAAUGGGCUUAUCACCAUGCAGUCACAUGUGAUCCGGUUACCCACUGGAGCCCAACAGCACUCCAUCCUCCUCCUCCUGAAUCGCUUUCACGUAGACAGGAGGAGCAAGUACGACAUCCUCAUGGAGAAGCUGUCAAUGAUGCUGAGCACACGGAGCAACCAGAUGGAAACACUGGGCAAGCUGAGGGAGGAACUGGGGCUGUGUGAAAGGACAUUUAAGCGCCUAUACCAGUACAUGCUGAACGCCGGGCUGGCCAAGGUGGUGUCCCUUCCCCUGCAAGAGAUUCACCCUGAAUGUGGACCGUGUAAGACCAAGAAAGGAACGGACGUCAUGGUUCGGUGCCUCAGACUGCUGAAGGAGUUUAAGCGGAAGAUGGAUGAUGACCAUGAUGAUGACGAUGACGAGGAGGUCAUCUCCAAGGGAGUGCCCCCAGUGGACAUUGUGUUUGAGCGGGACAUGCUUACACAGACCUACGAGCUCAUCGAGCGCAGAGGCACGAAAGGAAUCUCCCAAGCUGAAAUCCGAGUGGCUAUGAACGUGGGAAAACUGGAGGCGAGAAUGCUGUGUCGGCUUCUUCAGAGGUUCAAAGUUGUCAAGGGGUUCAUGGAAGAUGAAGGUCGGCAACGGACCACCAAGUACAUCACCUGUGCAUUUGCAGAGGAAAGCGACCUGAGCCGGCAGUACGCUCGGGAAAAAGCCCGGGGAGAGCUGCUGACCACAGUGAGCCUUGCCUCAGUGCCAGAGGAGUCCCUGCUCCCCGAAGGAGAAGACACCUUCCUCUCUGAGUCGGAUAGCGAGGAGGAGAGCGGUGGUGGCAAGCGCAGGGGCCGAGCACCAGGGCACAUGAGGUCCUCUGUGGACUUGGGCUCCAGCACUCAACCUCAUCACUCCACCCCAGCCAAGGGUGCAUGGAAAGUCCUAAACCUCCACCCGUUGAAGGCUCAGUCAUCUUCCUCUCUGGGAGCGGCCGAGGAGAAGGGCCGCCGGAGCUCUGGAGACCGAGACAGCCUCCUGGACACCAGCGGCUCCUCGGACCUGGUGUCCUUUGACCCUCAUUGUGUGGAGAGUAGCAGCGGGGACAUUGCUGUGAUUGAGGAGGUCCGGUUGGAAAACCCCAAGGAGAGCAGCGGUUCCCAGAAGGCUGGGAAGCAUGGCCAAGGCCAGGACAAGCCUCACAAAACCUACCGCCUACUGAAGCGCAGAAAUCUGAUCAUAGAAGCCGUCACCAACCUCCGCCUGAUUGAGAGCCUGUUCACGAUUCAGAAGAUGAUCAUGGAUCAGGAGAAACAAGAGGGUGUGCCCACCAAAUGCUGUAAGAAGUCCAUUGUCCGCCUGGUACGGAACCUAUCUGAAGAAGGUCUCCUGAGACUGUUUCGGACUACAGUCAUUCAAGAUGGCAUCAAAAAGAAGGUGGAUCUGGUCGUGCACCCAUCCAUGGACCAGAAUGACCCUCUGGUCAGAAGUGCCAUUGAGCAGGUCCGCUUCCGAAUUUCCAACUCAAGCACAGCAAACAGGGUGAAGGCCCCUCAUCCUCCAGCGCCCCAAGAAGAGGCCGAAGAAGAAAAUCAGGAGCCAGAGGGCCCAAGUGGUCCAAAAGAGUCCGAGCCUGCAGCUCCCUCCAAGCCAGAGAGUGGGCGGAUGAAAAAGACUGAUGAGAAAAUGGGUGUGACCCCACUUAAAAAUUACAAGCCUAUUGUAGUUCCUGGACUUGGGCGUUCCCUUGGGUUUCUGCCCAAAAUGCCUCGCCUGCGGGUCAUUCACAUGUUCCUGUGGUACCUGAUCUAUGGCCACCCUGCCAGCCAUCCGGUGGAGAAGCUGAGCUCCAGCAGUGAUAAAAAAAUGGGCAAGCAGGAGCUGGGCAAGGCAGGAGCCCAGCCCUCCUCCUCUGGAAGCGACUGGGAGGCUUCCUCUGAAGCCAAGGACACCCUCGAAAGCACCGCCCGGGAGGCUGAAGUAGAGCUCUCCUCAGAGAUAGUGUACGUGGACGAAGCCUCAUGGAUGCGCUAUGUCCCUCCCAUCCCGGUCCACAGGGACUUUGGCUUUGGCUGGGCUCUCGUCAGUGACAUUCUUCUCUGCCUGCCCCUCUCCAUCUUUGUCCAGGUUGUACAAGUCAGCUACAAGGUGGACAACCUUGAUGAGUUUCUGAAUGACCCUCUGAAGAAGCACACGCUGAUCCGGUUCCUCCCCAGGCCCAUCCGGCAGCAGCUCCUGUACAAGAGGCGGUACAUUUUCUCAGUGGUGGAGAACCUUCAAAGGCUGUGCUACAUGGGGCUGCUACAGUUCGGUCCCACAGAAAAGUUCCAGGAUAAAGACCAGGUCUUUAUUUUCCUGAAGAAGAAUGCUGUCAUCAUCGACACCACCAUCUGUGACCCACAUUAUAACCUGGCGCACAGCACGCGGCCCUUUGAGAGGCGCCUCUAUGUUCUGGACUCCAUGCAGGAUGUGGAGAGUUACUGGUUUGACCUGCAGUGUGUCUGCCUCAACACCCCACUAGGUGUGGUGCGCUGUCCAUGUGUCCAGAAGAGCAACCCUGAUCAGGGCAGCGGCCAGGAGGGCCUGCAGAAGGAGCAGGAGAGUGCCAUUGACAAGCAUAACCUAGAGCGCAAGUGUGCCAUGCUGGAGUAUACCACGGGGAGCCGUGAAGUGGUAGAUGAAGGCGUGGUCCCUGGAGAUGGGCUGGGUGCUGCUGGGCUCGAUUCCAGUUUCUAUGCACACCUAAAACGCAACUGGAUCUGGACCAGCUACAUCAUCAACAAAGCCAGAAAGGAGAACAUGGCCGCAGAGAAUGGGCUCACAGUGAGGCUGCAGACGUUUUUGUCCAAGCGCCCUUUGCCGCUUGGUACAGGAGGUAGUGACAGGCUGCCUGUCUGGGGAGAAGCAAAAGCAGACACUGACCCCUGUGCUGACAAGGAGGAGCAGCUGGAGGUGGACCGGGAGCCCACUCAGGGCCGGAACCGCAGAGUGCGGGGAGGGAGAGGCCAAAAGCGGAAGCGGCCGAAGAAGGAGCCUGGGAAGAGGACGAAGAAAAGGAGAAAAGGAGAGCUCCCAGAAGUCAAAAACAAACGACUACGCUACCAUGACGAGGCCGACCAGAGCGCUCUGCAGAGGAUGACGCGGCUGCGCGUGUCCUGGUCCACGCAGGAGGAUGGUCUGCUCAUGCUGUGCCGUAUCGCCAGCAACGUCCUCAACACCAAGGUGAAGGGUCCAUUUGUCACCUGGCAGGUUGUUCGGGACAUUUUACAUUCUACCUUUGAAGAGUCUUUGGAUAAAACGUCUCACUCUGUUGGACGAAGAGCUCGCUAUAUAGUCAGAAACCCACAAGCCUAUCUGAACUACAAGGUGUGCCUGGCUGAGGUGUACCAGGAUAAAGCCCUCGUUGGAGACUUCAUGAAUCGAAAGUGUGACUAUGAAGACCCAAAGGUUUGUGCCAGUGAGUUUAAAGAAUUUGUGGAGAAGCUGAAGGAGAAGUUUAGUUCAGGCCUGAAGAAUCAUAACCUGGAGAUCCCUGACACACUUCAGGAGCUGUUUGCCAGGUACCGAGUUUUGGCAAUCGGAGAUGAAAAAGAUCAAAUCAGGAAAGAAGAUGAGCUUAAUAGUGUGGACGACAUCCACUUUCUGGUGCUGCAGAACCUGAUCCAGAGCACGCUGUCACUCUCCAACAGCCAGAUGAAGUCCUGCCAGUCCUUCCAGACUUUCCGCCUCUACCGGGAGUACAAGGAACCUGUGCUGGUGAAGGCCUUCGUGGAGUGCCAGAAAAGGAGCCUGGUCAACCGGCGCCGUGUCAACCACUCGCUAGGCCCAAAGAAAAACCGGGCCUUGCCUUUCGUGCCCAUGUCCUACCAGUUGUCUCAGUCCUACUACAGGCUCUUCACAUGGCGAUUCCCCAGCACCCUCUGCACGGAGGCCUUCCACUUCUACCACAGAGUCCUGGCCGCUGGCAAGUUGGACCAGCCAGACCACUUUGCCUUCAAAGACCAGGAUAACAGUGACGCCCCAAACCAUCUGGUGCCAUUUUCUCUGGAUGGCCCUGGGGGACACUGUGUGACAGCCUUGAUCCUUUUCUCUCUGGGCCUCAUUUCUGUGGAUGUCAGGAUUCCGGAACAGAUUGUGGUAGUGGACAGUUCUGUGACAGAAAAUGAGGACAUGAAGAGCCUGGGGAAGGACGGCACCUUGGAUGAGGAUGAGGAUGAAGAGGAGGACUUGGAGGAAGGCUCGGGGGCUAAGCGCCAGAGUGUCGAGGUGAAGGCUCACCAGGCCUCGCACACCAAGUACCUGCUGAUGCGAGGGUACUGCGCACCUGGUGCUGUCAGCACACGCAACCUCAAUCCCAAUGACAGCGUUGUGGUCAACUCCUGCCAGGUGAAGUUCCGGCUCCGCAGCACCGCCAUUCCUGCCCGCCUUGGGCCCCUCACUACUCCUCUGGAAGAGCUCGCCGUGGGAACCUCCUGCCUCCCGGACACCUUCACCAAGCUGGUGGACCCCCGAGAACACACCUGCGGCAUGCAAGAGUUUGCCCGGCGGGGCACUUCUGGGUAUAGCCCUGAAGAUGUGUCUGCCGCCCUGGAGAUCUGGGGCACUGUCACUGCUGCAGGCCAGUUUGGGAUUGACAAGGAGAAGCUGAGCAGAGAGUUCUCAGCCUUGGAGAAGGCAGGGGGCAAGCGCACCAGGAUGUUCUCAGACUACAUCCAGGACCUCUUGGAACAGCACCAGGUGCUGGAAGUUGGUGGCAACACCGUCCGCCUGGUGUCCAUGACCCAUGCAGAGCCUUGGCUCCUGCACUCUGUGCGGCUGAGGGGUGAAGAGGACGGAGCCGAGGCUCCAGGGGAAGACGCCCAGUUCCAGCCUCCUGAGAGGCCUGCCACUGAGGACAAUGCCCCCGAGGGCCCAGCCAUGCUUCCCCAGAGCAGCAAGCGGCGUGCCCGCUCAGCCAGUCAGAGCAGUGAGGCUGACUCUGAGGGCACCCUGAAGCCCCCUGCAAAGAGGCUCACGCUCCAGGACGUGCGUCUGGUCCCCAUCCCUGGGCCCAGGUCAGAAGAGAGGGUGGAAAUUCCAGCCCCAGCUCUUCCCCUGGCUCCUGAAGACACAGAUGCAGAGGACCCCAGGCAGGAGGACCAGGAGGCUGUAGGAGACCCCAGCUUCCCAGGCCAGGAGCAGCUGAGCUGUCAGGCCCAGCAUCCAGAAGACACUGAAGACCCCAGAGGGCUCACAGAAAGCCAUGUGGCCAGUGGUCCCUCCCAGGCAGCUCGGGAAAGUGACUGUGAGAGUAUCUGCUUCAUCGGCCGCCCAUGGCGUAGCGUGGACGGUCACCUGAACUUGCCAGUGUGCAAGGGUAUGAUGGAGGCAGUGCUGUACCAUGUCAUGAGCAGGCCUGGCGUUCCCGAGAGCUGCCUGCUGCAGUACUACCAGGGCGUCCUGCAGCCUGUUGCUGUGCUGGAGCUGCUCCAGGGCCUUGAGUCCCUCGGCUGCAUCCGGAAGCGUGUGCUGAGCAAGCCGGCAGCAGUCUCACUCUUCUCCAGGCCUAUGGCAGAGGAGGCAGAGGAGGUGACACCUAGCCUGAGCGAGAGCUCCACUGUCUUUUAUGAGCCCACUUUGGACUGCACCAUCCGGCUGGGCCGAGUGUUCCCCCACGAUGUCAACUGGAACAAGUGGCUACACUUCUAGGGACCUGUGCUCAUCCCACCUGCAGCUCUGGGAGCCGGGAGAGCUUUGGUCCCUCCACUCCUGAGUCCUGGGCACCCUGGGGCUACCAUGGCCUCUCUGAACCCAGGCUCGGGGAGUAUAGCUACCCUAGAGGACUUGGUCCCAAGGGCUUCGGAGAGGUAGCUGCAUCUUGGGAGCAGAGCUGAGUCACCUCCCAAGCCCAGAGCCUCUGCCCACCUCAUAGUUGUCAUUUGUCCCUACUACCCAGGCCAGAUUCCAGCCACCAUGGCCAAGUGGCACAAAGAGGAAGGGCCUUAUGUUGCAGAACAGGGCCCAUCGGAGCCUGUGGCUCCUCUCCAAGGCAGGAUGUCCCAAUUCUGAGGUCUGGAGUGAGUCCCCAGAGGGGAGCCCAGGAUCCCCUGGUAGCUUGGCAGGGGCAGCUCUCUUCUUAGUCUGUAGAUGGAAAUGAGACCCUCUAGGUUUUGGUUCUGUUUGUUUUAUCUUGUUAUUUCUUUCUUGUUUUAUUUUGCUCUUUCUCAUUUAAAAACUAGUCCCAGGCGUGUUUGUAUUUAUUUUUUAAUUAAACUGAAGUCAGAUGUGUUUAGUUUGUGUAUUUCCCCAACUGUUGAUUCCCAAGAGGACCACUGCUUUCCACCCAGAAAAGGCCAAGGUGCAGGGAAGCCCUGGUCCUGAGUGUGGGGAGGCCCUGGCCAGCUGCCUCAGGAGCAGGUGAGAGCUGGACCUUCAUUGCCCACCCCCUCGGAGGCUCCCAGUCCUGCCCUGCCUGCAGGAGACCUUGGUUAAAGUUCU